GUAUCAUUAUGCACAAUAUAUUGACAUAUUCCAUGAAAUAUUAUUAAUUAACAAAUGGCGAGACACAAUCUCCAAACCUUAUGCAUCGGAGCUGCGGCGUCAGCUGUAAUACUAUUUCUCCCUUUGUGGAGCUUCACCAUGAUCACCACCACUCCCAAAUCCGACGUCGUUUGCGGGCUGCAGGCCCGUGCAAAAGCCCGCAUCGAAACGGGCCGAGAAUCGAAGGAUCCGACAUUCUACGACGACAACACGACUACAUUAUACAGCAUAGACGAGCCCGUGAUAGCGUGGGACGAGAAGAGAAGCCGUUGGUUCGAACUCCACCCGACGUUCUCGCCCUCGGAGAAUCGCCUCCUCGUCGUAACGGGCUCUCGGCCGCCGGCAUGCAGGAGCUCUAUAGGGGAUCAUUUUCUACUGAGGUCUUUCAAGAACAAGGUCGAUUACUGCAGAAUUCAUGGGUAUAACGUCUUCUACAGCGACGGAUUCUCGAAUUGGGCCGUGAUUCGGGCCGCGAUGGUGGCCCAUCCACAAGUAGAGUGGCUGCUUUGGGCCGAGGCCCAUGUGGUUUAUACCGACAUGGACUUCGAGAUUCCAUUGGAGAGGUACAAGGAUCACAAUCUCGUUGUCCAUGGUCGGCCCGAGGCGAUGAAGAUGGGCCCGGGCUCGGGCCCGGGUCUUUUCUUGAUACGGAAUUGCGAGUGGUCGAUGCAGUUUUUGGAUAUUUGGGCCGGCAUGGGCCCAGGCCCUGAAUAUCGAAAAUGGGGUGGAAUCUUGGAAUCCACUUUCAAGGACAUGAUCUACGUGGAGAAUCUGAAUCUAGAGGGCGACAGCUGGCGCGACGUCGUUGGUAGAUUUGAAGAAUUCGGGGGUAUGUAUGGGGAGCUGGAGAAGCGCGUGGUGGCACUGAGGCGGCGCCACGCAGAAAUGGUGGGUGGGGGGUACGCGGCGGAAAGGGGCAGGCAGGCGGAGGAAGGUGGGUGGCGGCGGCCGUUUGUGACGGAUUUCUCGGGGUGCCGGUGGUGUGGCGGGAAGAAUGUUUCGGCGUCUUGCGCGGCGGGGAUGGAGAGGGCGCUCAAUUUUGCUGAUAAUCAAGUGUUGAGGAAUUACGGAUUCGUGCACCCGAAUUUAGGGAGUGCCUCCUUCAUCACCUCUUUGUCGUCUAGCUAUAGACGAGCUCGAUUCGGUUACCUUAACUGAGAGUUAGGAUCGAAAAUUUUUCUAUUUACUUUAUUUUAUUUUCUUGGAUUUUGGGGGAUGGAGGGGAUGGGUUUUUUAA
This is a messenger RNA of Salvia miltiorrhiza (redroot sage), 1276 nucleotides long. RefSeq names its product putative glycosyltransferase 7. Gene Ontology annotation, molecular function: galactosyltransferase activity. Lineage: Eukaryota; Viridiplantae; Streptophyta; Magnoliopsida; Lamiales; Lamiaceae. The transcript has a single exon. Bases 55 to 1197 code for a protein of 380 amino acids. Gene Ontology annotation, cellular component: trans-Golgi network; endosome; membrane. The record is from RefSeq and is a predicted model, not a curated record.